Girardinichthys multiradiatus is the source of this 4475-nucleotide messenger RNA. RefSeq names its product kinesin-like protein KIF24. Lineage: Eukaryota; Metazoa; Chordata; Actinopteri; Cyprinodontiformes; Goodeidae. Gene Ontology annotation, molecular function: microtubule motor activity; microtubule binding; ATP binding. The transcript has 15 exons. The record is from RefSeq and is a predicted model, not a curated record. Bases 216 to 4184 code for a protein of 1322 amino acids. Gene Ontology annotation, biological process: microtubule-based movement.
AACUACGCUGGGCUGUUUCUAUCGCCUUGGAGACUCAGUCUGUGUACAGAAAUGCCACUCAGGCUGCCUGCUCGGUGAAAUAUUAAUGUCAGUUUAACGUCCCUUUCUUUGUCAGUGCUGCUAAAACGUCUUGACAAGAAGCUAAACUGACAUAUCUACUUGUCUUCGGCAAGGUGGACUGAAGAACUAAGCAGACAGAAAAGCCAAAGGAGGAAAUGACAGUUUGCCUGUACAAAUGUCUGACAGCGGCUGGGCUGCAGCGUCAUUAUACAAGGUUCACCUUGAUGGGUGUUUGCCAGGCGGCCCACCUUUCAGACCUGAGGAUCGAGGACUACCGACUCCUGGGAGUGUGCUCUAUGGAGGACAGAACUCGCCUUUUCCAGCUAGUCCAACUGGUUAAAAGCGUUGAUCUAAGGAGCCUUACAGAUAAUGAUGUUAGGAUUUACAAUGACUCUGUUUAUGAAGGAGGUGAUGAGAUCUUUCCUGCUAAUAAUAAUAAUAGCUUCAGUCUUGAUGGUUACGGAAACCCUAAUGGAGAUGUAAGAAAGGAUAAUGAUGAAAGUGAAGCUUUUACGGGUAUUUCUAAUGCAUCCUGUUAUAGACCAUCAUGCGUUCGCAGAAGGCUGGAUUUCUCCACUGAAAUCAAAGAUCAGAGAUUCUGUUCUCAUUUUGAAGGACCCAUUCAUGUCUGUUCAAGCCAUAACAGGAAUGAUAAUCCAAUUCAUGAAGACGGAUCAACCCCACCCAUUCAGCUAGGGCUUCACUGCAGAAGCGCUGUGAGGUGUGACCUUCGACACAGCAACAACAGCAAGCUGAAUGGGCGUAACUAUUUAUGUGAUCCUCACAAUGGAGAAAGCAUCAAGCUGCACAUUACACAAGGAUCUUCAGAGUUCAACUCCUACGUCAGAUUAAAACCAAAGAGUGAGAGAUUCAAUAAAUACAAUCCCAGUCUAGCAGCAGUAACAUCAGAAUCAUUUAUCAACAAACCGUCAGCACAGAAAGACAGAAAAACAAUCUCCAGAAAGAAAAACGCUUCUGCAGAUGUUACCAAGCCCACGCCUGUUUAUAAAGCAGAAAGAACAGCUGGCUACAACUAUGGACUACCUCUGAGUUCUCCUCGAGCUGCAAAACAUGUGGAAGGACAACGGAUCAGAGUGUGUGUGAGGAAACGACCUUUGACUCGUGCAGAGUGCAGAAGAGGAGAGGCAGAUGUUGUGUAUACUCCAAGUGGAGAGUGUGUGGUUGUGUGCGAAAGCAAAGAAGCUGUGGAUCUCACAGAGUACAUCCUACAGCACAGGUUCUACUUUGACCAGGUUUUUGGGGAGGGGAGCUCCAAUGAAGAGGUCUAUCAGAAAACAGCAUACCCUUUGGUACAGCACAUGCUCAGUGGAGGCAAGUCUACUUGCUUUGCAUAUGGACAGACAGGUGCAGGAAAGACUCAUACCAUGCUGGGUUCAUCCUCUAGUGGAACUGGGUUAUAUGCUCUGGCAGUUCAGGACAUCUUCGCUCACCUGUCCGCAAUAAACCCAGCACUAAUGGUUUAUGUCAGCUUCUUUGAAAUCUACUGCGGUCAGCUGUACGACUUGUUGGAACACAGGAAAAGGUUAUUUGCCAGGGAGGAUGGAAACAAAGUGGUUCACAUUUCAGGUCUGCGGGAGGUCAGAGUGGAUUCAGUCAGCUCGCUGCUGGAGGUAAUUUCAAAGGGGACAGCCGAACGAACACAAGGGAUGAGUGGUGUGAAUCCACUUUCCUCCCGCUCCCAUGCCUUGCUCCAGAUUCAGAUCAGGGAUCUCAACCAGCAGAUAGCUGGAAGAAUGUGGUUUGUGGACCUGGCAGGAAGUGAGAGGGCAUCAGACGCCAAAGACCCAAACAAACAGAGCCGUAUGGAGGGAGCUGAGAUCAACCAGAGCCUGCUGGCUCUGAAAGAAUGUAUCCGUUCUCUUGACAAAGAGGAAUCUCACACACCUUUCCGACAAAGCAAACUCACUCAGGUUUUAAAAGACUCAUUUGUUGGUGACUCAAUGACAUGCAUGAUUGCCAACAUUUCACCAGGUCACUCUGCAACAGAACACACACUCAAUACUCUGAGAUAUGCAGAUCGUGUGAAGGAGUUGAGAGGAGAAAUUGGGCCAAUAGGACGAAGAAGAAGAAGCAGCAAAAUGGGACCUUCUGAUAAAAAUAUGUCUGACAGCAGCAGCAGCAACAAGAGGAACAGAAGAAGUGCUGGGACUUCUAAAAAUGCAGAGUUAGGAGGUCAGAACAAAAAUUUUACUCCCAAAAUGCCUACAAGGCCACACACAUGGGAUACAGUUUUCUGCUCAACACCCAAAAAACGUACGUGUGGAGAGGAAACACAACCAAGACACACACAAGGCACAGAAAUUGAACACAUUACUCCGAUUCGAGGGUAUUUGGCACAGAAUGAAUGCAGGUGUCUGAGUAAAGGACCAGAGGUCAGAGAAGAUGGGAGAACUGAAAAUAAAAGGUCCAAUGGCAUUCACAGUCACUGUGUUGAACGGAAACAUACCAGAGCAGUGGGGAUGUUGAAACAACAAAACAAGGGAGCCGGGGCAGAUUUAACUUUUUUUAAAAAGGACUCUGGAUUCUACCACAGAGAAAAGGAGAAUCAUCAGCAGACUAUGAAGGGGAGAAGGAGAGAGGAACCAGAAUGGACAGACAUGAGAAGUCAGGUGGAAAGUUGCAGAGACACAUGCAGGGGAGAGGAUGGCUUAAAGGAAAAUGAAGUACACAAAGCUGAUGAUAAUGAGAAAGUAAGGCAUCUGAGAGCGUAUCAUCAGCAGCUGCAGCAGUUUUUACCUUCAACAACUUCUUCAUCUGCCCAUCCCCUCUCAUCGUCUACAUGUCCAUCUUACUCUUCCUCUUCUCGGGUAUCUCUGCCUUCCCUCCUGGACUCAUCUCAUUUUUCAUGCUUUACCCAUGUAGAUCCUUGUUUAGAAGAGACAACAGAUGUGCUAAUUGAAACCUCUGCAAACAAACAUAAGAAUAUGACAGAGGUUGACAAGUGUGAAAGUGAGAGGAAGGAGGUGGAUGAGGCAGCGGGUAAAGUAACUAUGAGGAAGGAGGAUAUGAGGCUAGCUGGUAGGAAGGGGGGAGAAAUUGGGUGCUGUUGGGUGGAAAGCACCCAGCAAAUCCCAACAAAUACAGAAGCACACCUGUCUUUUAGCCAUGAUUCAGAGGACCAAAAAGAUGUGGGUCUGCAGAGACUGGAAACAAGAGACAUAGCAUGGAGCCUUGGGCAGAAAGAAAUGUCUGACUGCUAUAGUAGAAAUCGUCUGUUUGACCCACCUCAUCUGCAAGCUAUUGCUGAGAGACCCCUUUCCCCAGUAUGUGAAGAUACCAACAUAAUGUCUGUUUUACCUCAAGAUGAUACUCAUAGAGAUCGUUUAAGCUGCAUUAUGGAUCCUCUCAGCAUUUCCCAACUUCAUGUGGACCAGCAAGCUGCUGUAAUCUCACCCCGUACUCCGCACUCAGUGAUCCUUGAAAUGAAUACAUCUGCUAAAUCUGACACUGCGACAGUAACAGGUCACCAUGAGCAACAGAAAUACAUCCCAACCACUGUCAGUAGCAGAGGUACAAACAAACCUUCCUCCCCCAAAGACCAUGACAACAAUGAGAAAAAACAACCAACCUUGAAGAAAAAUAUAACUCCAUCCAUAAUUAAACCCUGGGCUUCAUCUUUUAUCCAGAGCACGGAUCAUUCUGGCUCUAAUUUUUCAUGCAAUACACUAGAAUAUGCAUAUAAUAUGCACUCAAAAACCUUCUCAAACAUAUCUAAGCAAAAGUCUGAGCCUCUCUCUGGCUACUUGAACUUAGCACAACCGAAUUACUGCAAUAGCUCAAAAGUUGUUGCUGAACUAAACAAUCCUGCUAAGUUAAGUAGUGAAGAAAACAGCAACCAGCAAAUGAACCCCACAAUCCAUCUGUUGGACAGAUUGGACCAUGCAAGGUUGUGUAUUAUUGAGGCCCACUUGGAGCAACUGAAAGAGAUGGAAGCAAUAUGUCACAAAGAGGGGGAACUUCUAUGCCAACAGCAUGAUAUGGCAUUUGUGGAAUUUGUCUACAAGCUGGGAGAGAUCCUGGAGAGAAAGGCCCGAUGUGUACACAGCAUGAGAGCUCAGCUCAGAGCAUUUCUGAAGACUAACCGUCACCCUGCACAAGAUUAGAUCAAACCAGUUUACUGGACAAUCAAAUGUAAAGUUACCAUGGCGAUUAAAGCAGAUGAUGGUAUUUUCCAUAACUCAGUUUUUUUUGCUAAUGACAUUUAAGCUCAGUUUCCUAUGAAGAAGUUUACCUGGUAGUUUUUCAGUACUACAAUAAAGGAUUGUAAGAUGUUUUUGGUGGAAUAGCAUUGAGUUUAAGAUUUAUUUAAAAUGUGUGUGAUUUUUUAAAAUGUGGCUUUAGUUGUUUAUAUUUGAAUAAAAUGCGCUUUAUAUGAUGAUUUAAUAAAUAUCGAG